GCAGCCGGAGGCCACCAGGGGCACCCACGCCCUCCCACCUGGGGAGCCCAGACCCCUAUUCCCACGUCACCUCGGCCCCAAGCCCAGGCCUGCCCACUCUUGGUGGGCCCACGUGGGACAUGGCCGGCCCCCAGUUCCGCUGCACGCCCCCCACCCCCGUGGACCUGAUCUUCCUGGUGGAUGGGUCCUGGAGCAUCGGCCACAGUCACUUCCGGCAGGUGAAAGACUUCCUGGCCAGCAUCAUCAAGCCCUUCGAGAUCGGGCCGGAUAAAGUCCAAGUAGGCCUGACCCAGUACAGUGGAGACCCCCAGACCGAGUGGGACCUGAACACCUUCCACACCAAGGAGGAGGUGCUGGCGGCCGUGCACAGUCUCCGCUACAAAGGGGGGAACACGUUCACAGGCCUGGCCCUGACCCACGUGCUGCGACAGAGCCUGAGGCCUGCAGCAGGUCCCCGUCCGGAGGCCGCCAAAGUCGUGAUCCUAGUGACAGAUGGCAAGUCCCAGGACGAUGCCCAUGCUGCUGGCCGUGUCCUCAAGGACCUGGAUGUGGACGUCUUUGCUGUGGGCGUGAAGAAUGCUGACGAGGCCGAGCUGAGGCUCCUGGCGUCCCAGCCGCUGGACGUCACUGUCCACAGCGUGCCGGACUUCCCCCAGCUCGGCAUGCUGGCAGGCCUGCUCAGCCGCCUCAUCUGUCAGAAGGUCCAGGGCAGGAGCCAACGGAGGGGCCCAGUAUCACCAGCAGCAGCCGCCCCGGCCCUGGACCCCCUCUCCGCUCCCACCAGCCUGGUCCUGACCCAGGUGACCUUCUCCAGUGUCCGCCUGUCCUGGACUCCAGCCCCUCAGCUGCCCCUCAAGUACCUGGUCACGUGGCGGCCUUCCAGGGGUGGUGCCCCCAGGGAGGUGGUGGUGGAGGGGCCCAGCGCAUCUGCGGAGCUGCACAAUCUGACCUCCAGCACGGAGUACCUGGUGUCCGUGGCCCCCGUCUACGAGGCGGGGGUCGGAGAGGGCUUGCGGGGCCUGGUGACCACAGGACCUCUGCCCCCACCCCAGGGGCUCACCCUCGCCACAGUGACGCCCAGAACCAUCCGCCUCACCUGGCAGCCCUCAGCCGGGGCCACCCAGUACCUGGUGCGGUGCUCCCCUGCUUCCCCCAAGGGCGAGGAGGAUGGCAUGGAGGUGCGGGUGGGGCUCCCAGAGGUGCUGCUGGACGGCCUGGAGCCGGGCAGGGACUACAGCGUCUGGGUGCGGAGCCUGCGAGGGUCGGAGGCCAGUGAGGCCCGGGGCAUCCGUGCGAAGACCCGCCCCCCGGGCCCCCCCAAACACCUGGGCUUCUCAGACGUGAGCCACGACUCAGCCCGCGUGUUCUGGGAGGGCACCCCGAGGCCUGUGCGCCCAUGCAGGGUCAGCUACGUGUCCGGCGAGGGCGGCCACUCGGGGCAGACGGAGGCUCCUGGGAACGCCACCUCGGCCAUCCUGGGCCCCCUCGCCUCCUCCACCACGUACACCGUCCACGUCACCUGCCUCCACCCCGGGGGCCGCUCCUCCAGGAUGACCGGCCGCCUGACCACACGGAAAGUCCCCAGCCCGAGCCAGCUGUCAGUGACAGAGCUCCCUGGGGACAAGGUCCGGCUGGAGUGGGCAGCGGCGGCGGCCUCUGGCGUGCUCGUCUACCAGAUCAAGUGGCUGCCCCUUGGGGACGGGAAGGCCCAUGAGAUCUCCGUGCCAGGGAACCUGGGCACGGCCGUCCUGCCUGGCCUGGGGAGGCACUCGGAGUACGAGAUCACCAUCCUGGCCUACUACGGGGACGGGGCCCGCAGCGAGCCCGUGUCCCUCCGCUACACCCCCCUUCGCUGGAGCCCGCCCUCCGGCCUAGCCCUGGAUUCCGAGUCGCCCAACAGCCUGCGGGUCAGCUGGACACCUCCGAGUGGCCAUGUCCUCUACUACCGGGUCACCUAUGUGCUGGCCUCGGGCUCGGGACCCGAGAAAUCGGUCUCCAUUCCGGGACCCAGGAGCCAGGCGACACUCCUCGACCUACUGGCAGCCACCAAGUACAGGGUCCUGGUCUCCGCAGUCUACGAGGCAGGGGAGAGUGUGGCGGUGUCGGCCACGGGCCGGACAGCAGCCUGCCCGGCCCUCCACCCGAACAGCUCCGUCGCAGGCUUUGACCUGAUGGCGGCCUUUGGCCUGGCACAGAAGGAGUACGCCUCCAUCCGCGGUGUCGCCAUGGAGCCCUCAGCCUUGGGCCCGGCCAUGACCUUCACACUCUUCAAGGACGCUCAGCUGACGCGCCGGGCCAGCGACAUCCACCUGGCCGCCCUCCCCACGGAGCACACGGUGGUCUUCCUCCUGCGCCUGCUCCCCGAGACGCCCCGCGAGGCCUUCGCGCUGUGGCAGAUGACGGCCGAGGACUUCCAGCCCGUCCUGGGGGUCCUGCUGGACGCCAGCAGGAGGUCGCUGACCUACUUCAGCCACCACCCUAGGGCGGCCUUGCAGGAGGUGACCUUUGACCUGCCCGAAGUGAGGAGGAUAUUCUACGGGAGCUUCCAUAAGGUGCAUGUGGCCGUGGGCCACUCCAAGGUCCGGCUCUAUGUGGACUGCCAGAAGGUGGCCGAGAGGCCCAUCGGGGAGGCUGGCAGCCCCCCUGCCACUGGCUUCGUCACGCUGGGGAGGCUGGCCAAGGCCCGGGGCCCACGGAGCAGCUCGGCGGCGCUGCAGCUGCAGAUGCUGCAGAUCGUCUGCAGCGACACCUGGGCGGAGGAGGACAGGUGCUGUGAGCUCCCUGCACUGAUGGACGGAGAGGCCUGCCCGACCCCGCCUUCCGCCUGCACCUGCCCCCCACAGGCCCCCGGGCCCCCGGGGCCCCAAGGCCCUCCGGGCCUGCCAGGGAGAGGCGGCGCCCCAGGACAGCAGGGCUUCCCAGGGCCCAGGGGAGAGCCUGGGCCGCCCGGACAGAUGGGACCCGAGGGCCCUGGAGGUCAGCAGGGGUCACCAGGGACCCAGGGCCGAACCGUCCAGGGACCCAUGGGUCCGCCAGGGGUCAAAGGACAGAAGGGGGACCAUGGACUCCCAGGCCUGCAGGUAGCGGGGUCCGACCACGCCCAGGCACGGGGCGGGGGCCUUGGGGCAGGGCCUCCCGCUCCAGGUCAGGCUCGGCCCCACCUGGCCAGCGCCUCUGUUCUCUUCCAGGGCACCCCUGGGAGGGUCGGCCUCCAGGGACCAAAGGGAAUGAGAGGCCUGGAGGGUGCUGCUGGCUUACCCGGACCCCCGGGCCCCAGGGGCUUCCAGGGCGUGGCAGGGGCCAGGGGCACUGGCGGGGAGCGAGGACCCGCAGGGGCUGUGGGGCCCACGGGGCUGCCGGGGCCCAAAGGGGAGCGAGGAGAGAAGGGCGAGCCACAGUCCCUGGCCACCAUCUAUCAGCUCGUGAGCCAGGCCUGCGAGUCCGCCAUUCAGAUAUACCUGCUGAAGUCCAGCCCCUUCCCGCACGUGAGCACCAGGCCCCCCAGGCCCAUCUUGGAGGCCCCCGCACCCCCCAGCAUGCACAGCGAGGCCGGUCUUCCCCGCUCUGAGGACAGAGGUGAGCCCGGAGCCCACGGUCGGGCGAGCCCGCCCCCCAGACGCCUCGGAGGAGUAGCUGGCCUCGCCGGACACGGGCUGGGUCCACAGCGCCAGGCGGGCUGACCGGGUGUCACCUCCAGAGCUGCCCGCCUUCUGUCCUGCCGGGGCGAUGCCCACGUGACCCGCACGACCCGCCCUUCGUCCCGGAGUCCUGAACGCCAGGAACCACGGAGCUGGAGGAGCCAGAGAGCCGGGGGGCGGGAUCUGGGGAGACGGGGCAGGGAGGUCAGGCCGGGGGACCCCUCCCGUGUGCCAUGCCCGCGUCAGGAUAAAGCCAGUGCCUGGCAAACGAGAUGCGGCUCCUUAUGGGAGGGGAGGGCGCGUCCUGGGCUGAGCGAUUCCUGUCGAGCGGGGUCGAUUCCUGCGUCCCAGAGAGAAGCCACCGCGUCUCCACGGCCUCGAGGGCCCCGCGGUCACCGUUACCUGGGGCUCCCUCCCUCGAGGCCUCCGCAGCCCCCAGCCCUGGCCCCCCAGCCCUGGCCCGUGGAGCUCAGGCCCCAUCCAGGCCAGGGGUCCUCAGCCCCUGCUGCACUGAGUCACCUGGCUGGGGGUGG
This is a messenger RNA of Pteropus alecto (black flying fox), 4171 nucleotides long. It is a transcript of the gene COL20A1, whose product is annotated as collagen type XX alpha 1 chain. The coding region runs from base 120 to 3680 and encodes 1186 amino acids. The record is from RefSeq and is a predicted model, not a curated record. NCBI's taxonomy places the organism in Eukaryota, Metazoa, Chordata, Mammalia, Chiroptera, Pteropodidae. The transcript has 32 exons. Gene Ontology annotation, molecular function: protein binding.